This is a messenger RNA of Xyrichtys novacula (pearly razorfish), 31427 nucleotides long. The record is from the annotation of a GenBank genome assembly. Lineage: Eukaryota; Metazoa; Chordata; Actinopteri; Labriformes; Labridae.
AUGGCGAGUCCAAGGACCAGACGAGUUCUGAAGGAAGUGAGAACUCAAGAGGAGAAUAAUGUAAGUCUUAUUUGCUCUAGGCUUACUUUCAACUCUACAUACAAAUAAUGUUAGCUCGCUGGAACCUCACAAUCCACAGAGCAAGUAGCAGGUGUUUGGGAGGCUUGUUAUGUAGCACUCUCCUACUUUCACAAGACUCCCCUGCUUUCAUCUAUGUUCAAAUAAACAGAGAGUCCUUUUAGCUGUAAAAUUCUCUGCCCAGUGAACAUCUUGUUGGCCUGAAUCAUUGGCAAUAACUGCAGAACAGAUAUAAUGGCGUCCGGCCUAAAAUAAGUGGAUAAUAUAAAUAAAUGUAAUAUUUGGUUUAUGGAAUAGGUUAGAUACUUGAAAAAACUUGAUUGUGCAGUAAUUGUGCUAAUGUCAUUUUUUUUUUAGCUCUGUUUCGAGUGUGGAGCCUUCAAUCCUCAAUGGGUCAGUGUGACUUAUGGGAUCUGGAUUUGCCUGGAGUGCUCUGGCAAGCACAGAGGCUUGGGAGUCCAUCUCAGGUAAAUAGAGUGUUAGGUUUCAUGUUGUCAGACUUUGCAGGAUGACACUGAUAGUUGUAUCACCAUUGAUAUAUUUUUUCACUCAUAUUUUAUGCAUGAUUAUAGGAUGAAAUGAAACUAGUUAAAGGACCUAUGAUGAAGUUACCCUUUAAUGUUUAGGAAUUUUCAGCGUAUGCAUGCUAUUAAUUGCCACUCAUAUAUUACUUAUACACUUAUUUCUUCUGCUGUCUCUAGUUUUGUGCGAUCCGUCUCCAUGGACAAGUGGAAAGACAUUGAGCUUGAGAAAAUGAAAGCUGGAGGAAAUGGAAAAUUCCGUCAGUUUCUUGAGCUCCAAGAUGAUUAUGAUCCAUGCUGGAACCUACAGGAGAAAUACAACAGCAAAGCCGCUGCACUUUUCAGAGACAAGGUGUGAUGGGCAGAUUUUCUAUUUGUUUGUUGGGUCGUCUAGUUUACACUGAUACUUGUGUCAGAUUUCCGUCUCAUUCCCCGACUCUUCCUAUGUGACAGGUGGCAACUCUGGCUGAGGGUAAGGAGUGGUCCAUGGAGACAUCCCCUGCCAGAAACUGGACAUCUCCUCAGCCUAAAACUGUCCUUUCAUCCUCACACCGGUAAGAGUGGACGAGAACUUUUGAUCACACUUACUUACAUAUCUGUGAGUAUUGUCAGUUAACAGGACAGGCGUUAAAGCAGGAAUUCAUGUUUUUGUCUCAAAGCUCUGGAGGACCUGGACAGAGCGCAGCCAAAUCUGGCGACAAAGCUUUUGAAGACUGGCUGAGUGAUGACGUCAACUCGUAUCAGAGGUAAGAGCCUUUUGCGCACCUUACACUCAAAACAUGGAAAGUCUCCUCAACCCUUUCUCAUCAUAAUGUUUUUCAAAUACUUCUUCAGCGGAGGGGGUUAUAGUGGAAAUCAAGAAAAUCGGUACGUUGGAUUUGGCAAUACUGUGACUCCAGAGAAAAAAGAGGAUGACUUCAUUAACAAUGCCAUGUCAUCAAUUUAUUCAGUAGGUCACUUUCUCGAUCUUUUAUUUCUGUGUUGUAUGUUUGACUGCACUUGCGCAUCCAUGUGACAAUGUUCCUUCUUUUCGGCAGGGUUGGAGCAGUUUUACUGUUGGAGCUAGCAAGUUUGCUUCCAUUGCUAAAGAUAAUGUAAGUGCAUAUUUGUUUGGUAUCAAGCUUGACUCAGGGUUUUAGUUUAAAAAUAACUUUUAUGAGUAGUCAAAGUACUGGAAUUGUCUUUUUUUCUUUCUGUUCUUAUCCAGACAACUAAACUGGCUAACCAAGCAACUUUAAAGGUAAGACAAUCAUUGGGAGCUUGUUGCCAGAACUGUUUGCAAAGGUUUGUUUUUACACAAGGAUUCAUUUUCUCUAACCUCUCCUGUCCUAUCUUUAGUUUUCAGUACUAUCUUUUGAUUUUAGCGAGUUAAGGAAAUGUUUGCACAAUGUAUGAAUUUUUGCUUGUAUGAAUAUCUUAAGUGUAAAAUUUCAAGCCAUAAUAACUGUGUCACUACUCCAACAUCUCUUUGCCUUCUGUGGAUGUAGUUAAAGGGCUAUAAAGCACCCCCAGAACCGGUAAAGCAGAUAAUAGGUGCAUGGCACUUUUUUGCAUCAUGUAUUUAUUUUAAACACAUGUAAUCCAUUUCCCUUUUCUAUUCAGCUUGUCAGGUUUUUUUUUUCGUUUUUUUCGUACGGUUCGAGGGCAUAACGGUGGUUUCACAUUGCUUUUGCUUGGGUGCAUCAAAAACAAGGCAUCGUUUUUGUACAUGUUCUUAAUUUUGCUGGAUAACCUGUGAAAAGACAGUUUGUAACUAGCCUGGCUGGGCCAUCCUGUUGCAUGAAUCACUUGGAACGGCAAGUGAUUCACGCAACAGUAUGGCCCAGACAGGCUAGUUUGUAACUGUAUUGCUGUAAUUGUAUGGGAAUCCAGUUCAGGGUUAUCCAUUCAUGCAUGGAAGUUUUUGUGUAGACUAAUAUCAGAGCUCGAGCGGUGUUAUGGUUUGUAAAAGAGUUUAAAUUCAGAUACAUCUUGGCACAAUCCUUGAAAGAAAUCAUAAAUAUUUGAUGUAAUAUAGGGAGUCUAAAUUCAUAGAUGCAGUGAUAUGCUGAGAACCAGUGAUGUCUGUUUGUUGAACCAUAACACCCUCUAGUGCUUGCUCAGUGUCAUGGUGAAUGUGAAUGAUCAGCUACCUCAUACGACUACUGAACAAGCGGCUCAGUGUCUUGCUCUACUGUGAAUGUUAAACUGUGUUUCAUUCAAGUGAAUUCUCCCCUCUGACUCUCAACUAGGCCACAGAGUUAGGACAAACAUUAAAUGAGAAUGUUAUCAAACCCACCCAAGAAAAGGUAACAUUGAUGUUUGAAGUUGUCGAUUUGGUGUUGGGUUAGAGCGCUUUAGAGACUCAAUAACAGCUUCAGAUGUGAAUGUGCUAUUUUCUACACUGCUUGUCUGUGCCAUUUUAUCUGCUUUAUGCCGGCUUACAUUGGACGAUAAAAGCUGUGUUAGGAGCAGAACGGAACAAAAAUCAGAGCUUUGUUUUUCUCCCAGCUGUGACUCAGCUAUUAGAUUCGUCAGGAUCUCAUAGCUGUGAACUGUGUAUUUGGGAACUGGUGUGAGUCAGCGUUGACUUUCUGCUCAGUUACUGGACUAGGCUUGAGGCAUAUUUCACAUUUUUUAAAAGCCAACGCCUUUGUCUGGAUAUCUGUCUCACUCAUCACAUGCAUAAUUCAUUUAACACAUAGUAACACGACAAAAAGAUUUUGACAGAGCACUCCAACUUAAUUCAGAGGCUAUCUGCAGGAGCCUGUUUUUACAUUAUGUUACAGAUUCGCACGACACAUUCAACUCCAGUUUAAAGCCUACAUAAAGUGACGCUUAAGGUGUGCCGUAGACGGUUACAGGAGGAAGGAAAACUGUUUGUAAAGCAGUAUUUUCACAUGAAUUUGUAUGGUAAGCUAAAAAUCCAGAGCUUUGAUUUCUGUCCUGUUGAAUUUUCUGAGUUCUGUAAACACUACUUAGCUCAACCGCAUCGUUUUAGGGGAGAGUUAAUCGUUUGAUAGUGUCACAUAGCUGCUAUGUUUGAGCUCAUGCAUGACGAAAAUCUAUCUGUUUGCUAUAAAUAUCCUUCAGGUCACAAUGUGUAUUCACAAACUCCUGCUCAUACAUAGAUUUUCUAACGCUCCCUGUCAGUUACACAGUUCCUGGCUGUGAAUAAAAAGGGAACAUGUUGAUAUCCAAUAACCUCAUACAGAAAGAGGAAGGAAAAUGAGAGUUUCUUUCUAAAAUCUCUUCUCGGUCACUCUGUGCACUUGACUAAUAAAAGUGAAGAUCCCAGGGACUGCUUCUAAACAAAGCUUUUUGUCUUCUAAUGUAAAGUUGGUAUCGGUGAUUUAAGAUGCAGUAUGUGCUUUUGUAACAAUGCUCUUUCUUGCUUGCUGUUGUUGAUUUUAACUGCACCACUCUGGACCUCUUUUUCCUCUUCACGAAUAACGCUUUGUUUGACUCAGACUAAAUAUUUUCUCAUAUUGAUCAGCAGCAGCCUUAACAAAGCAAAAAUUAUUUCUUUGACAAGAUCAAAAAUCAAACUUCUACUCAUUCAAUGUUGUGUUUAAAAUAUGUAGAAAGAUCUCGUUCGUAUUUGGUUGUAAUAAUGGUUUGGCCCAUCCAGGUGAAAGAUGGCAAAUUGCUAGAUGAAAUGGCCGUCAGCAUGUCUGGGCUGGCAACCAAGGUAGGAAAGGCAGACCCCUGCCAUGCUGUAAGGAGUGAAACCAGUCUCCUGUUGUAUAAACUGCAGCUGAUCAAACACUUAAAGCUGCACAGGCUGCACCACUACUCUGAAGGAGACUGGUUUUACUCCUAUGAUAAAUGUUUGAACACUACUAAUUUUAUAUAAUCUCUCAUUUUUCUCGCUGCCAUUUCUAAUGUGGUGGUGAGUACUCAUUAAUGACUUGUCUGAUGUAAAGUAUAAAAAUACAAACAUCUUACUGCAGUUUUUCUAGAACUGCCUCUGAAACUGUUAAUAAAGAUAAAAAAUACUGCAUGAAUUUUAAUUUUAACCUUUGAUACUGUGUUACAUAUUGAUAAUAUUAAUGCUUCCUAAGUCCUUUAGAAUAAUAUUUCUGUCAUAUUUUUUCUAGCUUUUGGCUUUUUUGUAAUGUCUAUUUAAAAAAAAAGGCAUGUUAUUGCUUGUUGACAGCUACAUAAUGCCUUUAGCUAAACUGUUCUCUGUCUUGUAGGUUCAGGGAGCUGGUGCAAAGCUGACAAAUCUCUUCUCUGGAAAAGUGGAAGAUGGGUAAUUAAAAAAAAACUUAAUGCACUUUUAAUCUCCCACUUAUCAAAUCAUUUGUAAACUGUGAUUUUAUAUAUAAACCAGUUCAAGGCUAGUUUCUCACUGAUUUGUCUGCACUCAGAUCUGCUGGAGAGAGCUACCAGAACAUGGAUGCCACUGAGGGGUAUCAGGGCAGCUCUAGCCAGCCUGUUGGAAAGGACUUUUGGGAAACUUUUGGCAGCAACACUUCCUUGAAGGCUAAGAAAUCCCCCAGCAGUGACAGCUGGACCAUUGCAGAUAAUUCUGCAAAAAAGAGCUCUGACAGUUGGGACAAUUGGGGUUCCGAAGCAGCAUCCAACAACAAAAACAGCACAGGGGAGAGCUGGGAGGCCUGGGACAACAACUGGGAGAACGCAGAUGGUAAGACAAAGAAGAGCCCCACGAAACCUGCUGAGGAAUCCUGGGACAAUGCAGACUGGUAGUGACCCUAGAACCAUUCAUCUCUUCACCUGUACCCCACUCUGGCCUUUCCUCUUCAUCUCUCUUUUUUUCAUCUCACUGGCACUUUCAGGGAAAGAGCUGCAUCAUCUCAGUUCUGGUUGAUCCAUUCAAAUAGAUUUUUCAUUAAUCCAAGAAAUAACAACGCCCAGGGAAGAGCGAGGCCAUUCUUAAAUGAAUAUUCCUAAAAUGUUUGAAUUUUUUGACCUGACCUGUAUUUUGUUAUUAUCGUUACCUUCAUCACAAAAGAUUUAUUGUAGAUACGGCCAUCUUGUGCAUCCUGGCGUCCUCAAAGAUACUUCUCAAGUGAGAGAAUAAGCCAAUGUCCAUUCUGUAUCAUGGUGUCACUACAUACUAAAUUAUGCAUGAGAAAGAAAGUCUAUUGUUGUAAAUAUAAAUUCUUAUUACAUUAUGAUUGGCUGAACACUAAUAUCACUUUCAAGGUUCAAUAGAAAAUAUACUUUUUCCACCCCUGGACCUUUUGCACAUUUAGUUCUUGAAUUAAAAAAAAAAGCUUUUUUUUUUUUUUCUUUCAAGACUCAAGUAACAAAGUGGUUUGUCAGAUUAAAUGGAACAUACCCACUGUGACGAGAACAGUUUGUACAGAUAUGUAUAUAUUUACAAUUUAAUGGGGGAAUGGUUUGGAACAGUCUGUGGCUAAAUUAUAAGCAGCAUCAGCUUAUUGUUGCUUUUUGUAAAAAAAAAAAAAAAGUGCAAAUAGUCGAGGGGUUUGAAAGCAGAGAGCUGUUGCUGAUGCAACACCAUGCCAUAAAGAAUAGUGGUAAUAUAACAGGAUGCUUACAAGAUUUUUUUUAACGUCCUAAACUAAUUUCAUUUCUUAGCAAUUGCCCCUCCAGGAAAAUGGUUAAAUUCAGUGUAAAUAUUGAAACACAUGCUGCCCUAAAAUUAGCUUUUCUCAGAAUGGAUGUAUUUAAUAAAAACUGAACAGAUGCUAAAAUUCAUUUUGAGUGGUAGCCAUAAUAUUGUGAGUAUGUGUUUUUUUUGUUGUUGUUUUAACCAAACUGCUGUUGUUGAAAACAGCUUGAGACUAGACUGGGACCUCCAUUCAUACUUGUCCAGUGAUAAUAAUAAGGUUCAAUUUGUAUUUUUAUGACAUCUUUUGAACCAUUUGAGGGUUUUCUUCAGUAAUGCAAGUUUUCCAGUUAAUAUUCAAUGUCCAGAAUAAUGUAUAAUGACAAACCUGACCUGUUUGGGUUGAAAAUGAUCAAGUCAAAGUAUUCCAGCAUUUGGACAAAGAAUUGAAUUCAUCAGCAUUAAAUCAUGGUAAAAUCUGCAUAACAAUACAGGAAAAUUGUUAUUUUAAUAUUAUGCAAAUUUGUUUUUCUUUUGACUCUACAUGAAGAUGCAUAAAUAAAAACUUUGUGCAGGCCGCAGUCACAUUUACCCAUCAAUCAACCAGGGCAGGCUGUACUCACUAUUAGUGGAUUUUGAUGGACAAGCCAUUUUGACAAACAUACAUACCCUCUCUUAUAACAGCAUACAACAGUCAGAAAUGGAUUCUGUAAGCCUGAAACCAUCUUAAUCAACAAGUAAUUGAAAAUUUGAUCUCAUGUGAGGAUACUUAGUAUUUACUCUGUCCUCUCAUCUGCUAAUGCACCAUGUUUUUAUCACACUGUGAGGCCUCAGUGUCACUCGUUAUUUACAGUUUGAUUGUGGAAGAGGCUCAUUUGUUCCUGGAAACUAAGACCAUCACCACUCUCAAACACUUGGUAUAAAUGAACUAAAUCAGCCUAAUGUAUCCCAAAUCUCAUGACACAGUAGCUGCACAUACAGCAGAUUGCUUGUGUUUAAUAAAUAUGUAACACAAGAAACUUUAUUUCUACAUAUGGGAAUGUACUUCACUGGCAAAUAAGGUUAUUUUCCAAAUAUUCUGUUUAAAAUUCAAAAAACUGUCAAGGUUCAUAACUGAGAACAUUUUGCAGGACCGAUCUUCCUUUUGUGGCCUUUCUUUCUGUUUAACUUAGGCGGUUGUGGGUUUUUUCAUAUUUCAAAUGCUUUUUAAGUUUAACUUGUUAGCACUUGUAAUAACUUGUUGAAAUCUUUAUAAACAAAAGAAAAACACCUAAGCUUAAGUUCAUGAUAGCUUAACUUAUCAAAACUCCACAUUUUGGUUUGUUUUUGUCUGUGUUUGUGAGAUUUAGUUGAUGUCUGAUUUCAAAAGCAUUUGGACACGCGAGGUGUGCUUGGUGUCUGAUUUCUAUAGACUUCGUAUCUGUCGGCCAGGAGCCAAUUAUUAACUGCUCACAGAGUGGUGUACCAGUGCAAUACAGCUGCUGAAUUUAUGUUUGUUAUUUUGUCGUACUGUUUGAGCAAGUUCUCAUUGGGCAUCAAAAUCAGCGAAUACACACUUUCUAUCAACUGUAACAUCAUGUGAAGGUUAAACCUGGGAACUUCAUUUCAUGUCCACUUCCUACCUCCAAGAAAUGUUCUGUUUACUGCCAAUGUUUUAUUAACUCUGAGCAUUGUUUUGUUGUAGACUUAACCACAGAAGGCUUCAUUUCUCCUCUCUGAAAGAAGUGUGCUAAGCAAAGUUAUAAGGAGAAGUCUAGUUGUGUUUUUGGUAGCAACAAAGAGAUGUAACAAAAAAAAAGAAAAGAUCACUCCUGGAACAUUUGUGUUGCUGAUCCCUGCCGUCGAUGUGCUCAUGUGCGGUGGUGUGUUACAAACCUUUACACAGCUGUGAUUGCUGUCUGUUGAUGCUGAUGUCAGUGUGCCUGUGUGUUUCUGAUGCGGUGAGGUGUUCAUGUCAUUCACAUCGAAGAUUAAGUCAAAUGAUAUGUUGUUGCCCUUAGCUUCCUUGUAUUCCUAAAGCUUGAUGACAGUUUUUCUUUUUAUGAAUGAAAGACUCAUGGAAAAUGUUUGAACAGCCUCUUUUCUGUAAUUAAUCCAAAAUGUUUGUUGCUCUGUUCAAGGAUAACAUUUUAUUAGUGAAUGUUCAGUGCAGAUUAAUGAUGAACUUGAUUCAAGGAUAAAUGGCAGAAUGUGUUACUAACUUAGAUCCCAUUAUUUUAAGGUGAUGAUUUUUGAAGAAAUCAUAAAUCAUCUAAUCCUUAACUUUAAUUUUCCAGAGCAGCAGUUAUGCUCAGUGUCUGUGCCUGUCAAAAAUUCAGAAUGGGGUAUGUAUACGGUUUGUGAUCAAACUAUUAUGUCAGAAAUACUAUUUUUGAUGUCAUGCAUGAGAUGUAACAUGGAGAUAAAAACAUUUAGCUGUUGUUUAAAUUUUGAAAGCUGUUCCCUCCCGUGAAAUGAGCGUGGUUGUCUGCUAUCCCCUUCAAGUUUCACCAGCAGCCAUCUGGUGAGGUGAGCCAGUGUUACCUAUUCAGCUGAGGCUGUGGAUGUUUCCUUGUACCACUGGUUUUCUGUGUUCAAUAAAAAUGUAUUGUGCUGUGAAUACAAUGGCAUUUUACUUACCGCCUGCUUGAUACGGAAUCUAUUUUUUGUUCACCCUGAUGAGAGAGAGAAAAAAAUCCAUAUUUCUCCCCCACCCGGGUUAAGCUUAUCACAUUGUUUUGUUGUUUGUCUAAAACAGGAGAGCCCUGUCUUGAAUUGGCAGAAUUUACGACAGAAAUUGAAUCUUAGGGGAAACUGUACUGGUCAGCAUUGUGACAAACCAAAAUACAACAGUUCCUCAAAUUUGAAAACAUGAAAAAAAAAAACGGCACCUAACUUCAUCAACAGUACAUAUAGGGUCCUAGCCAUAGCACCAGCCACCAAACAUCUUUUUAACUUUUCCUAAUUUCUUCAGCAAAGAGACUAAACACAACUCACCUACUCUCUUCCAGCAGCCGCUUGUUUGUAGCGAGACCUCGGGCCAGUCCAUAACCGACUACAGCGGGGUGACGCAGCACAAGAACAUUUAUGAUCAUUUCUUCAGGGAAAUGCAAUCAGAUCGAGAUGCUAAGGUGGAAGAACUACCGUGUCUGCAGUGCAAAACGAUUCAUAUGGUGAUUAUUACUCAAAGGAAAUGAUAAAGAAAUGAUCAGAAAUGUUCUUCCUUGAGCUGUGUCAAUUUGUGGCUAUAGAGUGGCGUUUUGGUUGAGGUUUGUGUUUGGCUCCUCAGACCGCUGUGUAUUGCUAUUGUGCGGUCCUAACUAAAGUCGGCGUAACUAGAGAAGCAAGCAGUUGACAACAUUCAUCUCUCGAGGGGGUGUCUAACUUGGUGUUAUGGUGUGUUUCACCCUAAAUGAAUUUUACGCCAGAAUAUCCCUUUAAGUUCAUCUGCACAAACCUGGUCAUGACUUGCAAAAUCACUGACUCCUUGUUGUUGAUUUGGCAUUUUUGCUUAUAUGUUUAUUUUUGUUUUGACUUUGGCUUGAAAGGUAUCUACACUUAUUGAAAAGAAAAAAGAAAUUCAUCCGAUUUAAAAAGGAAAAAGAGCGUGUUAACAAAUGUCUACAGUUGGGUUUGUUUUUAACUGUGAAAACUUUAAUGUUUUGAGAGUUUUACCCACAGUUCUUUUGUCAAAAGUCUCACCAUCGAUCACUUACCCGACCACGUACAGAAAGAGUCAUGACUCACUAAGGUGCCGUGAUUCCAGCUGUAAUUUUAGAGAGAUGUCGGCUUGACUGUGAUGGAGGUACAGGGCCUACCAUAUUCGCAGACUGUGACAUUUCCACUGUGUCCCGCCUACAAGGCGUGGAAUCGCGUCUCCUUUCCAGAAACUCUUCGGCUGAAGAGGGAGAGAGGGAUACUGAGAGCAUCAUCGAUGGCCCAGUCACAGGGUAAGUACCGACAAGCAUUGUCAUUAACAUCUAGUUUAGUGGUCUUGGGGAAUAUUUAGUACAGCCAUGUUUUAAGGGGAACCAGAUGGGACACGGUGAACAGCUGCUGAGAGACGGGCUGCAUCAUGACUGCAAUGGAGGAGCCGAAGAGACUGUGGCUGGGUGACUGAAUAACAGUAGCCACCUUCCGAGUGAUAGCACUGGUGCUGAGGGUAACAGCGGAUAAGGCCAGCAUUUAUUUUGUCAUGGAGAUAAAGAUGAUUUAGCCUCCCGUCUGUGCCAGCUGUUGUCUCAUUUGUUGAUUUGAACGGGGGUGGUGAUUGAUUUUGCUAAAAAGGUUUCCUGCUGCAUCAGUCCGUGUGCUCCCUUUGGUCAUGAUAGCUGAAGCUUAGCAUGAUCAAUCACCUAUAAUGAGGCUUUAAACCUUUUCAAAGUUACAUUCAAAGACGCGUGAAUUUACGGUCAACAGUGGCCGUGAAGGUCCAUGAGAUAACUGCAAAUAUCAAACCGUUCGGCUCAUCCUCUGACAUAAAUGCGGGUUGCUUAGGUCACGUUUUCUUCUAUUCUGUUAGUCUGUCGCAAUUUCAAAAUGUAAUUUAAAAAGGCUAUUCAGUUUUUUACACACUACACGGAGUGGUCAUGUCUUGCUAAGCAUAACUAAGGGGGGCGCCACUCCGCAUAUUUAACCAGCUAACUCGCUAUGUUAAAAGUUAGACGUUCACAGUUUUUAGAUGUGAAUAUUUAAUAUGAGACAGCCCUCCACAAAAAUAAAAAAACACAUUAUAAAAGACGUAAAAUGGCGUCAGAAACAUCCGGGUCGCGGUGAAAAGUGUGUGGUGGGGGGACAGUAUAAGUUGGUAAUCUUUUGAAAGGAAGCCCAGACCACCACAGCGUGGGACUUCUUUUCAGGCUCGAGCUCCUUUAGCAGUUGUUGCUAUGCUACCACCACCACCACAGCGCGUGCAGCUUAAUAACUGUUGCUAAGUGGAAAAAGCCCACAGUGCUGGAGACCAGUACCCACUCAUGCACCAGUUACAUGACUGGGCUGAUACAAAAAAAGGGAAACACCAGCAGUUCAGGAGAGAGAAGAAGUGUGCUUCAAUAAUGUGGAAGAAAUUAUAUCUCAAUGUUUUAUUUAGUAGGGGAGAGUGGGGUAAGAUGGGCCACCCCCUGUUGCUUGGAAAUGGUAAAAGAAAUUGAUCAUUUUACCAAAUAUUUAGGAGAUGGGCAUCAAUUCAUGGAGUCUGUGAAGCUCAUGGGUGAAGGGGUUAGACAUUUAUUUACAAAAAUACAUUUUUCACUCUUGAAAGUGAAUUUAGUCUGUCAUAAGUUUUAUUAGAAUUGUGUUCAAUCCAAAAAAGAUCAUUUUAAAUUUGUUUUCUAAUCAGUUGUGGUAUCUAUGAGCUACAACAUGAGGUCAAAAAACCUAACAUAAAAGUCCACCAUUUUAGCUUAGAGGACUAAUAAAGUCAUCAUAGUAGUUCUGGGGUAAGUUGAGCCAGUGGUUCAACUGAGAAAGUAAAGAAGUCUGAUGAGAGGAUCAGAGUUUCAGUUCAGAUUGUUGAAGUGUGUUACUUUUUCUUUUCAAAAAUACAGCUGUAAAUGUUCUGAAUCACUUAAAGACAUUCUCAUGUUAAAAUGACUUUUUACAAAACAGCUUUUUAGCUGUUAUAUGUAAUAAUAAUAAAAAGAAUUAUUGUACCAGUUGAAUAACGUAUAAUAGAUAAAAAUACACAUGGAUGUGAAGAAGUGACUUUUAUUUAGGGAGAGAGAAGGUGAGGGAGGGCUGGGGUGGAGAGUGUGGGGGUAGUAGGGAUACGACUCAACUUACCCUGCUCCUGUGGUCAACUUACCCCAUUCACAGGGUAAGUUGACCAUAGGAGGCCACUUUUUUUUGCAUGCUAUAUUAUCAAGACAGUUAUGUUUACACCAUAGACUGUACAGCUCCAUUUUUAGUUAUUAGGGGGUUCAGGUUUUCUAUGAUUGACACCUGAUACAGCCUAUUGGCGUACAAGGGUUGCGUAGCUCACCCGGGGAUACGCUGUUUGAGCCAAGCGUCAUCACAUAAUAGAGAUAGAAAUAGAGGAAAAACGCGGAAUUACCUAGAGCUUUUCAGCUUCAAAUACGUAUACUGGUGGAAGGCAGAACCAAGUUGACCAUAGUAUAUACAGUCUAUGGUUUACACUCAUUCUGUUGGUUUGCAGGGAUGCACAACAUCGUGAAACAUGCAGAUACACUAGUUAGAGACAAAACCAUGAUUGCCUUGAUGUAGUGAUCACAAAUAUAAAAAAUGGCUCAUCUUACCCGCUCCCUCCUAUUGCAAAGAGUUGAAACUCCACCGUUGGACUUAAGGAUGUGGACAGAUAUUUUAAUGGCUCACAGCUAAUGAGUAAUAUUUUAACCAUAUCAAAAAGCAGGCUGUGCUGUCAUACUGAAUAUCAAAAAGGGGGUUUGGUGAUAGGCACAAACAGUACCCGCCAGAACAGCAACAACAACACAACCUCACAUUUACUUAUGUUUUAAUGGCCCUAUUUCAAAAGGUUGUCUCAAGGGGAAUUUACAGCCUCAGCAGCAAACAACCCACUCUGUGCUAUUUGGGGAAGGGAAAAUCCUCCCAUCCUCAAAAUGUAAGAAAAAGCUGUAGUCUUCCAGAGUAGAUUAAAAGCAUACAUGAGGGAUUUGAGGAAAAAUACUACACAAGACAGAAACAGGCUUGCCAUAAAGAUAAUGGUGACACGUAUCCAGCUAGAGGUAAUUAAGAUGAAGAGCCUACUAAACGGAUGAUGAAAAUAUUGUCAUAAUCAGAGUCACACAGACUCAUGUCAUUAGAUGAGGGUCUUGUUGUUUGGCCCUGAGGACAGACUGGAGUUCACUAUUCUUGGAGCAGUACACAAAGAAAUACAACAUGUGAUGAAGUCAGACAGGUUUGAAAGGGCACAGGCUUACAAUUUAGUGAGAUUUUUGUAGCUUUUUGAAUUCUCAUUUGACUUGGUUGGUGAGCCAGAGAAAGGAUACCAAGGUUAGUCCGUGCUCUUAUUUGUGAUUUGAGGUUAGACUAUCAGCAGUAAACAGAACAAUUUGUAGACUUUUAGUACGAGCACAACAGAAAAUAAUAAUGCAGUCUAGAUGAAAGUCUGCAGGGUUCCUGCAUCAACCAUGAACACAAAGGGCCUAAUUUUAGUCAUACUGUGUAAAAAGGCUUUGUUGGUGUGUCAUGCUCUGAUGAAGAGUGUGGGUAUGAUCAAAUGGUGCACUGAGAAGCUUUGCUGAGAAGCCUCUGAGAGAUCACGAAGUUAACAGUGACUAAAAAAGCUGGUGUCUACAUUAUAUAGAAUAAGGUCGAUGAGUGACAUCUCAAUUUAAUCUGAAUUAGAAGUACCCUUAAUCCAUAGACUGUAUAAAGAAUGGACAGCGUCUGCCUCCUCGCUGGGUGAAGCCACUCCGAGAACAGCACCCUCUGUUGAUGGGCUGCAGUAUAGGUCAUAAAUCCCACCUCUGCCAGCAAAACUUAUGGAGCUGUGGACAAACUUUAGAAAUUUAUUACAUAGAACAUAAAUUCCUCUCCCCCUGCUUGUGAUGUUGACAUGCAGUUAUUGUAAGACUGGUUUGUGCUCAAAUCCUCUUUUUUCUGUGAAGCUCCGUUUUUAAAGAUUAUUAGGGGGUUCAUGUUUUCUAUGAUUGACACUUGAUACAGCCUAUUGGCGUUCAGGGAUUGCGUAGCUCACUUGGGGAUACGCCGUUUGAGCCGAGCGUCAUCACAGCGACUCUCGGCGACUGCUUGGCCGAAUGCGCGCAUCGCUACUGCGCAGCUCUGGUUUCAGGAAAUGAAGAAAAAUCCCGGAAAUACUGAGAGCUUUUUGGCUUCAAAUCCGGGAUUUGAAGGCGGGAGGCGGAACCAAGUUGUCCAUAGUAUAUACAGUCUAUGCCUUAAUCAUUGUAAAAUAACAUGUAUGUUGGCAGUGUAAACCACAACAAGCAAUCAUCUGAGGAGGGGCCUGUGACUUGGCGGUAGUCUGUUGUCCCUCAAUCAGAAAGUUGGGGGUGUCCUUGGGUGAGACACUUAUACCUGACCUGCCUCUGCCUCUGCUGGCUGCACCCAGGGGAUUGGUCAAAAACUGAUGGCGCUUUACAUAGUCACCUCUGCCAUAAGUGUGUGAAUGUAAUAUGUGACCUAAAAGCGCUUUGAGGGGUCAAGAGGACUAGAGGAAGCUUACAGAAACAUGGUCCAGUUACCAAAGAAAAAAACCUUUCUGUGAUCAGCUGAAACAUCAUACAAUGGCACUUGUCAAUGGGUGGGAUUUGUCAGACAGAAAGUGAUUAUUUUGUCUUUGAAGGUGUGUUGAGAGCGAGAAAAUAAUCAAAGUGUGAGAAUUUGAGUCAAGGGUCAAUUUUGUGAUGGCUGGAAAACUGGAACUUGAGCUCAUGUGGGGUUCCCAGUUUUCAGUGGUCAGCUUAUUAAAGUGGUCCAAGACAGCAAACUUAAUGAACCACCAACAAGGCCAUGGGUGGCCAAGGCCCGGUAUUGGGCAUUGGGCAGUUAAGACUAGCCUGUGUAGUCCACUCCAAUGGAAGAGCUGCUGGGGCUCAAACUGCUGAAAAAGUUAAUCCUGGUUGUGAUGGUUCUGGUGUCACAACAUGCAGUGAAUUGCUGCUUGUUGUAAAUUAAGCUAUAUGGCUAUAGAGUGUCCAAAGUGUUCAUGCUGACCCCUGUCAACUGCUGAGAGUAUGUACAGGGGAUAUGUAAACAUCAAAACUGGCCCACAGGGCAAGUGGUGUAGAGGAACACAGCAAUGUUGACUUGGUCUCCAGAUCCCCACAUCUCAGUCCAAUCAAGCAUCUGUUGAGAUGUGCUGGGCAAACAAGUAUGAUCUAUGGAGGGUCCCCCAUCCCACACCUUAAAUGACUUAAAGGUUCUGCUGUCAUGGUGUCAGAUACCACAGCACAAUUUCAGGGGUCAAGUAGAGUCCAUGUAGCCUGGCCGGGCCAUCCUGUUGCGUGAAUCACUUGACGUGGGAAGGAACAUCAAGUGAUUCACGCAACAGGAUAGCCCGGCCAGGCUAGAGUCCAUGUGUGAUGGCCCUGACCUGACCUGAAGAUUGUUUGCUGUUAGCUGAUCAGUGUGUUAGGGUACUACAGUCUGAAACAACUUUAGUAUGUUUCCAUUUAGCUUUAUUUCUGUGACCACCUUCUGUAGUGAAGCAUUAAAAGCCUCUACAAGGUUUAAAGAUUUCUUUAACAUGUUGCUUUAAAAUGUGAGUUUCUAAUAAAUGUGGGUGCAACUUUUAGUAAGGAUCCAGCAGUGCAGUUGUCUUUGGUUUAGAUGAAUUUACCCCAUACACCUCAGCAUAGUACUUCUGCUUUGUAAAGACUGAUGAUAGAUCUGUAGUUUACCUUUAAAGUGUGGUUUUGCUCCGUGUGGAAGUAAAAUUUAUUCCAGAGUCAAUCAGGCAGUUAAAUUGAAAACAUUAUUUUAAAAUGUUCAUAUUAACGAAGAAGAAAAAAUGAGACAACCUUGGGCAUUGUGGAAGUAAUGCAUUCACCUCAAUGACUAAGGGAUUUUGAUUACAUUUGAUCGAUGUUGUAGAGACAGAGAAUUAUUUAUAUUUCAAGCUGCCUUUUCAGUUAUUUUAGAAAAUUACAAAAAAAAAAAUCAAACAUCAAAUUUUUUUCAUAGUUUUUAUUUAACUUAUCUUUUGGCAAAUAAAUCCUAAAUACUCUUUCUUAAUGCACAAAACCUGCAUUGUGAUGAUUUUCACAAAACACUGCUGAGGAUUGUUUGAAUCAGAAGCUAAAACGUUUGUUGAUGAAAUUCAGAUGAAUAUCAGAGCAUGUGGAAAAUAUUCACUGAACAUGUUCCUUUCACAUGAGGACAAACUUUUGUGCAGGGCAGACUCUGAGCUCACACAUUAUGCAGUGUGACUAACGGUCAGCAGGAGGAUGCGGAGGUGGUGCAGGCUCUCUAUCAGACAGCUGCUCGUUGGUAUCUGGUUGUAAUUGGCAGUUUUCACUCUGCAUCAUUUGCAGUCUGUUGUAAUUUGUUGCUGCCCGUGUUCGUUAACCACAUAGCUGGUUAACGAACCAGCUAUGUGGUUAAGCGAUCUGCUCACCUGUUUAAUUCGUAAUUAAAGGAAGAAUGCAACAAUUUGGUGUUAUCUCAGAUAUGUCAUCAUUAAAAGAAUCAAGCAUGCUCGAUGUAAUUUUAGCGGAAUUAGAUUAUUUUUCCAUCUUUGGGCUUUUUUCACCAGUAGGAGUCAAGCUGAAGUACAACGAUGCACCGACAUAUGAGUGCGUGCUGUCCUGUUUGAUAGCAGAAUAAAUAUCCUUUCAUUUAUGAUAUGAGUGAUCAAAGAGCUGCUACUGAUGUGAACUCAGAGUUGAACAUAUUUAUAAAAUCAGGCAAUCUCUCGGUUUUUGAGUUGCAGUUCUGGCACUUUUAAAUCUCAAGGGAAGAUGGCUUUUUAAUUCAUGCUGGUUUCACCCGCCAUCACUUUGUUAAUGAUUAAGAUUUCUUUUCAUUUGAGCAGCUGUGAGCCACACAAAGUCUUUUGUUUACUAAAACCACCCUGGAUGCGGGUAGCCACCUGGAGAGCAGCAGAGUCUUUUUUUCUUCUUCCAGUCACUAGCUUUGCAUCUGCUAGAAAACUUUUCAUGCUCACUUCAUGUCAGAGCAGAGGAGGAGAUGUCCUUCUCUUGCCAAACAACAUUACUGGCCGUCUGUGUUUCUCUAGCUUUUUUAUGUAAGUGCAGUUUUUGCAGAUGAAAAGGUUUAACAAGCACAGGUGCAUGACUAAAAUUCAGUAUAAAGGUGGGGAAAAAUGAUUUCAAAUAUAAUCGGGGAAUGUUUGAAUGAGGAUAAAAGAUUCAAAUUAAAGAAGCUUUGUGGGUAAAUCACAAAAAAAUAUCAUUAAGUUGGAUGAAAAGCAGCUUGACAGCAGAUGGCAGAGCGUUGUAUCCUGUUUCAUCAAACUUCUGAGGUUUUCUAAAUAUGCUGUCGAAAUGUUUUUUCAUCAUAAAGUUUGUUUUCUGUUUUUCCUAAAGGGUCAUUUAGGUUUAUAAUAUUGAUACAGAAGAUUUUAUAAAAAAAAUGAUAAGAAUGCAGUAAUUGAUGUCACACAUUUGAGUUAGUUGUUGACCAGGUUUCAGCAAGAUAAAUACUGAGCACAGUUGUGAUUUUAGUUUGAGUUGAAAAUGAGCUCCAUUAGAGACUAGGUAAUGUUUUGAAAUUAAAAACCACAACCAAAACGAAAUCAAUAGGAACAAAAAAUCAGGCUGGAUGCUUUCAAAUUGAAAUGCCAAUAGGAUUGUUACAUAGAUGGGAUGUGAAGAAACUUGAUAUACAGUAUUUAUUGUCUGAAUAAAUCUGACUUGUGGAAGGAAAUAAAACACAUCCAACUUUGAGCCCAGCAGGCAGAAAGCUCAAACCAGUCAAGAUUUCUUUGUGUGUGUGUUUGUGUGUUUUUUUUCUUAACACUUGUGUGUAUCAAUCGGAUCGCUGACAGAUUCAGUUCAGUGAAGAGGAAAAAAAAAAAGAUGCAGCAAACAGAGCUUUGGGCUUUGAGGAAAAUAAGGGUUUGGUUGUGACUGUUGUGUGUCUGUGUGUUUGCAGAGGAGCUGACACAGAGGUUUACUCAGCUGAGCCUUGAGAGUGAUUGACCCCCUCAACGCCUCAAUAUAAGGUGGUGUACCAUAUUCAGUUUUCAUCAAACAGAGAAUACAUUUCAGGUAUCCCUCUAAGAUAAUGGAAAUGUUUCAACAUCAGGGGAAGGUCGGUGUGUGGAAACUAAUCUCUUUUCUUCUUCCAUAGUGUGUUGACAGUCGAUAGACAUGCCGCCCCCAGCUGACAUCGUAAAGGUGGCUAUUGAAUGGCCUGGAGCGAAUGCUCAGCUCAUAGAGAUGGACCAGGUCUGCAUUUGCACCUGAUUUAAUAUUUGAUGUUAAUUACUAAGAAUAGGAGCAUGCAUUAGCUGUAAUCUGUUUUGGAUUUAGAAGGAAUGGGUCUUGUUUUAGUCGAACGGAGCAAAGAAAAUAACCCUUUGCGAGCAGAAUAUUUUAGAAAUGCAAUUUUAAUUUUCUUUUAAAGCUCAUUAGAGGCUUUUUUUUACUGGUUAUAAAACAGACUGAAAUGAAUAAUGAUACCUCUUUAUGAGGUUCCAAAGCAAUCAAGACUGUUGAGUGGGGGAUUAAUUACUUCUGCCAUGUAAUUGUUAAUUCCUGGAAAUGCUGAUGUUGGGGGAGGGGGGAGUUAGGUAGGUGUCAAUCAAAACUGAUUUUUACAUUUUCCACAUAAAGGUUCUUGAUGGGUUAUAUGUCAGUUUCUUAAAAAGACCAGUCUGGGAUUUAUUGAUUUACUUAUUUACUUUAAGUGCUAUAUAAAUAUGUACAUGUCGAAUUAAGCAUGCAGUUGUAUUUUGUCUUUAUUUAGUAUUUUUUUCUAUUUACAGAAAAGGCCGUUGUCUUCAAUAAUACGGGAAGUAUGUGAUGGGUAAGUAAGCAUCAUUCAAACGCAUUUUGACAAUUUCUUGAUGUUCUGUGUGAUCUCUUGACUUUCUGUUUGUUUAGUGACAGAUUUAAUAUCUGUAAAACAACAGAAUAUCUUUGGUCUUUCUCCCUUUUGAACCCAGUGAAGCUUUUAUUAAGAUUUGCUAAAGUGAGCUGGAGAUAUUGUCAGGUCGAUCAUUUUUGGUCAUUUAAUGGAUAAAAAAAGAACAGCAACAAACUAGAUUUUCAUCCCAAAAACAGUUUCUAUAGUUGGUUGGAGUACUUUUAUAAUAAAGUUUCUGUGACAUCUGUUUUUACCUUCAUGUGAAAUGUUUGGUUCUCAGAUCGUCUUGUAUUAAAAUGUUUGCAUGUCUGUGAUGUAGGACUGAAAGGUUUAAAAUAAUGGUGGAUCAUGACGUGUCUUUUCAUAGCAGUUUUAUCACACCAUCUUUGUGGGUUCAAACACACAGAUCCUGUCUGAAUAUGUCUUACAUAACCCUUCCCAGCCAUUAUUUCUUUCUUUGAUCAAACAUCACGUCUAUUUCCAUGAUUUUGGAUUUUUUUCCCCCCACUUUCUCUUUUCUCCUGUGCUACAGAGGUGGAUAUUGAAAUUUGCUCUCACCCCUCCACCUUGUGGUUGUAUCUGCCCACUGCCUCCCAUUUCCAUUUGAAACUGAACAUUCUUUGCACUUUCCUGUUAACACCCACUGAAUAUUUCUCCUCCACAAUCUCUGAGUAUUGACACUUGCUGGAGGGACUUGCUCUGACUUUCAACAACAUUUUUGUUCCAGCAUGGAGUAUGCUGCAGUAAAACUUUCAACAACUUUACUUUACACCCCUCUGCUUUUAUAGGGGUUGUGAAACACUUCACAUACAGUUUAGAUCUGAACACUGUUUUCCUGUCCUCAGCUGGUCUCUGUCAGGCUCUGAGCAGUUUGCUCUGCGUUAUGCUGAUGGCCCUCAGCUUUACAUCACAGAGCAGGUGAGCCUGAAUGUUUCAAGCUUCAUAGAUGAAAUUUACAUAAUAUGUUGGAUUCGUAGAAAAACUCUCUUUUAUCAUCUUUCAGAGCCGUGGCGACAUUAAGAAUGGGACCAUCCUUCGAUUAGCAAUAUCACCUGUAAGUUCACUCCGUACAACAGACUUCAAUGUUUACAUUUUCAUAUUCCCUAUGCAUUACCAUUGUUCCUUUUUAGACUGACUUGUCUGUGCUCCAUAAAAUGACUGUCAGUUGACUUAGGGGGAGAGCUUUGCCUUUAAAGUUAGCAGGGAGAUGAUGAGAUUUGCUGUGGUUGAUACCAGCCUCAAACUAACACAGUAAUAAUAUAUGAUACAUUCUGCCUCAUCCCACCCUGCCUCUGAGUGCACUGUGAGUGCAAACCCACGCCUCCAUGACCAAAACAUCAGAGUGCAGUGUGCACUGCAGCAGAACAGUGCUGUAUGAUAAUCAAACUAACAAGCUGAGAUAGUUUCAGCAUUGACCAAUUAAAAGCAGUUUUUUAUUUCUUGCCACAGACAAACAACAGCAAGGCAAUCGAUGUUCAUUUUAAAUAAUUACCACAAGCCUUAUGUCUUCCUCUCGAGCUGAAAACCUCUUUGCUAAAUAGUAGGUGAUAAACAUUUACCACACAGACAUCAUCAACCAUAACCAGCUGAAACCAUUGGGACUCUAAGACCAUUGUUCUCUUACACAAAUAAAACCUUUUAUAAUAGAUAUGUAUUUUUAAACAUGAAGACAUAACCAGACACAAUAUUUGUUUCCAUUAACAGAUUUUACAAGUGCUAAAGACCCCCUCGAAUCAGCAUUCACACCAUCUUUUCUUUUUCUUCUCUGACAGGCUCGUGCAGCUCGUCAGCUCCUGGAGAGGAUCCAGUCUCACGGUAUUGAUGCUCGCCUGGAGGCUCUAAAAGAGCUCGCCAAGCUGUCUGCAGACCCGACCUUUGCCACAGAGUUCAUCAACAUGGAGGGCAUUGGGACACUAGCCCGUCUUGUGGAGAGUGGCACCCAGUGAGCACAAACUUUAUUUCAUGAUAAUAUUUUUACAUUUUAGACCAUGUGUGUGUGAAGUAAUGUCAGUUAUAACCUCUCAUCCUCCCAGAUGUGAUAGAAAUGUGUUAGAUUACCUCUAAAGCUGCUGAGGAAGAGUCUGACUAGACCUCUCUCUUAAGCUCUUGACGUGGAGCAGGCUAGAUAACCUGAAAAAGCCUGUACUGCCUGUGCUUUUUUCUAGCUUUGGUGAAAUGCUGGCCUUUACUCUCACUGCCUUCCUGGAGCUCAUGGAUCACGGCAUUGUUUCCUGGGACCUUAUCUCCCUCUCCUUCAUCAAACAGGUACUCGCCUGAAGAACUGAGGAAUUAAUCAGGAACUUUGUAGUUUCACAGAGAGCCUGUUAAGUUCGUCCCUAUUGUUAAAAGUCUAUGGUUAAACCUUCAUCCUCUGUACACUUUAUUCUUUUUAUUUAUACAUUUUUAUUUAUUUACUUAACCUUUCUGUCUUCCUGCACACAAGAUGUAUGUGGGUGUGGUUGCUUAGCAACAUCUUCCAUUAUGUGGAGCUCCUCCAGUGUGUGUAUGUGGUUAGUUUUCUGAUGAAACUCUCACUCAACCUUGACAGUCAUUCUUUCUGGAAAACUUUCUGAACUUUUCUUUCUCAGCUAGACUUAUUUUUCAUUCAGAGCACUCUGUCCCUCUGAUUAUUUCAUCUCAUGAUUGGUACCUUUUACAAGGUUGACACUGCCGAGGUGGAUUAUAAAUUAGAGCUACCAAUUUCCAUGGGACUUAUUUGUCUUCUCUGUCCUCAUUUAGAUCGCAGGCUACGUGAAUCAGCCAAUGGUGGACGUGUCCAUCCUACAGCGCUCUCUUGCCAUCCUGGAGAGCAUGGUGCUCAACAGCCACAGCCUCUACCACCGCGUGGCUCAGGAGAUCACCGUGGGACAGCUCAUCGGGCACCUGCAAGUGUGAGCACACACACACGCACAGGGGCUUCACGCACUCUGAUAUAUUUGGAGGAGAAAUGAAAUAAAUAUGACAGCAUGGGGUGUAUAAAAAACUUAGUUUAAAGGGUGAAUUCUGGAUGCUUUUAGACUGAGGCUGGUGGUGUAAAAACGUCCACGAAUAAAACAAACUAACACCAUGUAAGCCUCUUAUCUCUGUGUGUCUACUCUAUCCUGUUUGUUUGUCCUUCAUUUAAUAUUAAACGUAUGAAUCUUAGAUUUGUUUGAUGUAAAUAAAUCUCUAAAGGAUUAAGAAAGCAUUACUCAAAAAAGGAAGAAAUAAUAUAUUUGUUAGGGUCUUCUUAAUCGUAACAUAGUUGUGUUUGUGACCAAAAAAGUCUGCUGUAAUAAAACAAACAUGAAUUUCACAACAAGGAGCUUAAGUAGGUUUUUGUAGAUUUUUACCAUCAUGGCCAACAGGAUCUAUCCCUUGCUUAUUUUGGUGUUUUUUAAGAAUAAAGAUGUUGCAAUGCCCUGUAAAGUUUUCAAGAUUUACCAACUAGCUUAUUAUGAUUGAAAAAAUAAAUGAAGUAAAAGCCAAUUUUGAGUCUAAAUAUCCAAAUUUAAAACUGUGGGAUUAAAAAUCCUGCACCUAUUACAAGUUUUAAGAAUAAUACAGAAAAAAGUAAGGUGUUCUAUUCUUGGGGCAUUAUUGUUGAAAUACCUGAUAGAGGUUUGUGGAGCAUGAAGCUUCUAACUGGAUGUUUUGUUGCUUGAUAUUUUUCUCCAGGUCAAACCAGGAGAUUCAAACCUACGCCAUUGCCCUCAUCAAUGCUCUUUUCCUGAAGGCACCCGAGGACAGGCGGCAGGUCAGUGCCCGGCGCCCACAUCAGAGUGUGCUCUAAUAGAGGGAACAGAAUAAUAGAUAGAAAUGACCACAGUACUAAUCAGGUUAUAUCCUCAUAAAGCCACCUGUGCAUAACAAACUGACAUUUAUUCACAAGGAUUAUCACAUUAAUGAGAGUUGUAUGAUUCUUAGUGUCUGCAAACCGGGUUGUCUCUGGUUAGUGUUUCUAGCGGUAGUUUGGUUCUUAAAGCUGAUUCUGUGAAGAAACGUCUGUCUGCCAGCUGUCAUAUUGUAGAUUCUGUGUGACAGUCAUCGCUGUAAUGAUGCGCUCAAUCAAAAUGAUGCUCGCUCUCUUUUGAAGUUUGCACAUUUGUGAUGCUGUAGUUAUUUCAGAGCCAUUCCAAGAGGUGGGGAAGCUGUGUCUGAAGGAAAACUUGAUAACUAAGGGUUGAUUUUCAGAUGCUUAUUUCAAUAAAACUCAAGGAUUGCACUUGAUGCCAGACAGCCAACCAGGAACUUUUUGAAGGGGAUUCAGUGAAACCUGGCAUUAUAAACAGUGUAGGUAGAAGUAGAAGAGAUUGAUUCAGGCACAUCCAUAAACACUUAAAUAUGUGUUGGGUUUAGUUAGAUUCAGCAGUUUGACACGUAUCCAAAAUGGAUACAUACUGCCCUGAAAUAUCGUCAGACAAAUGUGCAGUGACUUGAGAAGUGAGCGCGCUUUUGGAUGCCUGUCCAGUGUGCUUCUCAUCACUGUCAUGAUGUGUCAUUCGUCUGUGCUCUGCUCAAACCACACUGAUAACUUUCAUUAGCUCAUAUAACACACUACCAUACUGCAGUUUUUACUCUAUUUUUAACCCCAUGUCUCCUCCUUUUGUAAUUAUGAUUCUCCAUGAUAAACUAUGAAUUCCUAGUUAUGGUAAAUAUGUAAACAGUAUUUAAAAAUGUGACACUUUUACGCCUGGUUGUAAACAAAUACUUAAAUUGUGGAACAUGGCAGAUUGAACAGAGUCUGAGACCCUACAUUUUGGCUGAAAUUGAAUUUGAAUAGAGCAGGAAAAACCUUAAUAAGUUGUAACUUAAGAAGUGACAAAAUAAAAAAAUAUUUUUGGUUAAAUUUUUUUUUUCUCUAAUAUCACUCAUGAAAAAAUUAUUACAGGUUUCAGUCAAGAAACAGCCAAUUGACAAACCGUGGACUUUGCUUCAGAAGCUUUUCUCUAGCACAUAACUUAACAUUAAUUCUAGAAGAAUAUGGCACAUUAGAAUAUUUUAAUAGCAACAUCCUGAUUCAAACCACAUUAAAAAAUGUAGGUGUUGAUAAAAAAAUGAAUGAGAGGGCAAAAAGGGCUGAGUUUAUUAAGAAGAUGAGACAGUGGGGUGUUUUCCUCAAAUUUUUAGGGUCGUUCUGUUUCCCCUCCUUUGUGUUUUGUGGCGUGCAGUUAUUCAAGAAAAAACCUUUUUUAGCCAGUUGCUCUAUUUGACCACUGGAGGGCGAACUGAGUCGUCAUUUUUGGUGUGAGUACAGCAGAGGGACAUGCAGUGCACACUGUGAGAGAUCCUAUUGACAUUAAAAAAAAGAGAAAAACCCAUAAAGAUGAGUGUCUUCUGUGAUAAAUCCUCAAUAAAAUCCUCAGCUGAACAAACAGACCCAUGAGAGGGAUCCACUUGAGUCGUACCUGGUUCUGCAUGUUGGCUUUUUCAAACAGCUAAAUUUUGUUCUCACACAUUAUUUUGUUUUAUUUUCGUAUUCUUUUGCAUGCUGUGCCAGUGAUGUGUCCCUGUAUCUCAUUGUCUCUGUGUGCACUCUUUGUUUCCAUCACUGUUGCACCCACGUCCCUCCUCCUCCUCCCUCCCCUUGCACCUGUAGGAGGAGUAUUCUAACCCGCUGGAGCAGCACCUCACUGUGAGUACACAUCCACUCAACAUCUCAUACUGUCCUCUGUACCUUACAGCCCGUCUCCUCCUUCACUCUCUUGCUCUAUGUGUGUGUCAUAGAAAGCUGUGUAAGCCAUGAAAUUAUGACUCGCUACAGCAGCAGACAGACUGUGUAGACAGAUUAAAAAGAGAAAAACACAAACAACUCAUGAAAAUGUAGCUUCAGAUUUCACUUAGGUUUUAGAAUUUGUCAAAAAGUCUCAUUUACUGCGGCAUGAGUCCAAAAAAACUACUUCUUUAAAUUCAUGUUGUGUUGUAAGGCAUCCCUCUUUGCCCGACUUGCACACUAAACUGAUAUAUCUCUUUAUAUUCCCUCAGGAAAUGGCAAGCACUUUGGCUCAGAAACACUUGCGAUCUAUCAUCCUUAAUGUGAGUAAAGAGUCUGAAACAAGAAAAAGCGCCUCUAGAUAUUUUAUCUGCACCUCAUAGUUAUCUCUCUGCUCUGCUCGCUAUUUAGCUUAAAGACUACUGUGGAGUAUUCAGGUGUGACAGUAGGAAUCUAGCAGUUCCCAGAGUUUGCAUUUGAGAGAAGAUGUAGUUAAAACAAUGGUAACUUGGCAAUCUUGUGUUUUUUAACCUUCUGUAAAACUAUCCUACAUCGCAGUUUGAGGUUUUUUUUUUUUGGUGUCUAGAAGUUUCCUUCCUGAGACCAGCAUUUUAGAAAGUGCAGAGAUUUGGUUCAUUGUAGAACUCUGACACAGACCAGCAAAUGUGAUGUGGCAGGAAGUCUGUGAAGUGGACCAUAAUCUUCUCUGAAAAUGAUUCUCUUUGGCACCGACUCUUCCUGACUGAACUGUCUGCUGAAUGUCAGCGAGGCGGAAUCUGCGCUCCUUAUGAACCAGCUCCAGCACAGGCAGCCCAGAGUCUACGCACAGUUGAUGACACCUAUUUACCUGCUCUCACAGCAUGUCGUGCAAAAAAAAAGCAUCACCUGUCGAUGUAGAUGAUUUGCUUUGUCUGCCUUUUGUCUUUAUAGUUUAUAGUUUAUACACGGUUUAUAUCUUGAUGUUUUUUUUCUCAGUAUGUUUGAGGUUUAAUUGUUCCUGAAAUAGAGACUUAACUCUGAAAUCAUUGCCUAUCUGUUUCAGCAUGUGAUCAGAGGAAAUCGACCAAUCAAAGCAGAGAUGGCACAUCAGCUUUAUGUGCUUCAGGUUUUGACCUUUAACCUUUUAGAAGAACGAAUGAUGACCAAAAUGGAUCCUAACGACCAGGUAAAAGAUUGAUAAUGAAUAUCCUUGAUUUGAGAUCAUUUGCUUGAGUAUUUAUAUGUAACUACUGAAUCUAACUAUAAAACUUAAUGUCAUCUGUUUAAAGCUCCUGUAAGGAACUUUAGGUUUGAAUCAGUUUUGGUGUCCCCUGUGGACAAAGUAGCCUUUGCUACAUAUUGAACAGUCUCUCUCUGCUUUUCAUGAAACCAUCAAAUACUAAAUAUCACUCAGCCAGAGUCUUUGCAAUGGAAGAUGACACCUAUCCUGCCACAGCAGUUUCAGAUAUUAGAAGUAUUUUUUUUUAGAUAAAGUAAGGGUCCUUUCACACCGAUUAUUUCGGACGUCGAGAUUUUCUUUCAAACCCAUAUCCUGUCAAUACAAGCGUCACAUAAGUGACGUUCUCCUGUCCAGUGAUAUUGCGGCAUUUAUUUUUUCGGAUCACGGCUGAUUUUUCAAAAGUUUCGCAUACUGUGUGUCCACUUCUGACCAAUCAGAUUGCGUGUUGUUGCGACAUCUGAUUCACCGGUAUAUCCAACAUGGCCGACCGGCUGAUUGUUUACGUGUCGGAGAACAGAGAAGUGCUGACCGUUUGGCUUGAGCGUGUGAUGACGUUUCCAGCUUUUCUAGCCAAUCAGAGGCGAAGGAGGCGGGACUUUCCCCGGGAAAAGUCUUCCCCGGGACACGUCUUUCCCCCCCGGAAAGUUGCAAAAUGGCAUCGGGCUUGAUGUGUAUAGUCAGGCGUGUCAAAAUUCGCCUCCAAAUAUUUCGUAAUUUCGCGUUCUGUAUUCGCGUCUAAACUUUUUCCACAGAAGCUUUAAACUUUUACCCCAUGAUAAAAAACAUCAAAUGUAAUCAAAUGUGUGCUCUGCCUCUUUACAGUAUAGAUGGUGUAGGCUUUAUACUAUCAAACUAACCUUCAACUCAUAACAUUAACGUGUUAAUUAUCCUGACUGAAAUAAAAGUUUGAAGGACAAAGUUUGGUGCAGUCAAAACUAUACUCUGCUGUGUAACAACCACUGAUUUACCGCAGUUGUUUUAUUACUUGUACAUUAACUACUUCAGUGUUCUUUGAUUAUUUUUCUGCUCUAAGUUCCUUUUUUAAGCUAAUGCUGUGUUUGUUGUCUGUGGUCCAGACUCAGAGGGACAUCAUUUUUGAGCUUCGCAGAAUCGCUUUUGAUGGAGAAAAUGACCCCACUGGUACCGAAAAGAGAAAGGCCAUGUACACCAAGGACUAUAAGAUGCUGGGGUUCACUGUAAGUCUCUUUUUGACUUGCGUACUUGUAAAACUUUCUGUAUAAAUACAGUAAAGUAAUGUUUUAUUUCCUUCUUAUCUAGAACCACGUGAACCCGGCCAUGGACUUCACCCAGACUCCUCCAGGGAUGUUGGCUUUGGACAACAUGCUGUACCUGGCUAAGGUUCACCAGGACACAUACAUCAGGGUCAGUUCUGGCAACAGACCAGAUUUAUCUCAUUUCACAGAGAAAGAAAGUCUCCAAACAUUACUCCUCGCUCUUUCCAGAUUGUCCUGGAGAACAGCAGCCGCGAGGACAAGCAUGAAUGUCCAUUUGGCCGGUGUGCUAUUGAGCUCACAAGAAUGUUGUGCGAGAUACUCCAAGUUGGAGAGUUGCGUAAGUGGAUCUGCAUUUAAAGGGAUGUAGCUAUUUCACUUUAAAAUAUGGCUAAAAGGGCGUUAUGUAAGAAUCGCCAUCAGGAUAAGAUUAACAAGGAUAGCCAAAGAGGAAGAAGCAGGGAAAUGUUUUUCUCGUUGAAUUUUCUGUUUUAUUUGAAAAUGGAAAAUAUUUGUCAUUGUACAGCAAAUGAGGGCUGCAACGACUACCACCCCAUGUUCUUCACUCAUGACCGAGCUUGGGAGGAAUUCUUCUGUGUUUGCAUCCAGCUGCUUAAUAAAACCUGGAAAGAGAUGAGAGCCACGGCUGAGGACUUCAAUAAGGUAUUAAAGCACUCUCAUAGUGUGACAUGUUUACAUUCAUCAAGACCUCACAAAUAUGAGUAUGUUGAAGAUUCUGUCUUGUCUUUAAGAAUUUAAAAACAAGUCAACAAUGACGGCUGGAUGAAAUACAAGGCAAGCACUUAGGCAAAAAUGUUCAUUUGAGUUUGGUGCGGUGACAGCCACAGAGUCAAACACCCAAAGUAUGCUUCCCGAAAAUCCCUGGAAAUCUGAAAAAAGGUCAUUUGCACAAUCGCUUUCUUACUAAUGAAAAACUUGGACAACAAAUCCCUUGGUCUUCUUUUUUUGAUCCUCUGACUUUUUUUGGAAUAUGAGAAAUGUUCCUUUAACUUCAAAAUUAAUCUGUACAAAAACAGUUUAAUUGGAUUGUUCACUGUGGCCAUUCUCAUUUCCAAGAAUUCCCAUGUGUUCAUGAAAGUACUCUUAGUAUGAAUGCAAGAUAAGUCCAGCUUUUAGAGUUAACAUAUUAAAAGAGCUGCUUUAUUCUUCCUCUCUGUGUGUGACUUGACUGCUUCCUGAAGCAGAAAGCUGAGAGGAAAUUUCUUUCUACGAUAGAACAGAGUGACGAUAAUGUUAAUGCUGUCUAUUUCAAUCCAGAGUGCUUUUGUUCACAUAAUCACAUAAAAUUACUGCACAUACAGACAUUUAUUUAAAGGCUUUCAAUGGGAAAAGUUGUUUCUCAGCAGAAUGAUGUCUCAUGGGGAAAAUAACGGUUAAAUUGCCACUUUAACUGUAUUUAUGGUUCACUUGAAACGAAAGCCAGACUGUGAAAAUGUUAUAAGUGGCAGGGAGAUUUCUGCAAAAUGACCAGAACAGCUUUUAUCUUUACCAUACCUUACAAGAUGUCUUCCACCUGUUACACAGCCCGUCUAUCAGGAGUAUCUCCCACCAUUUUUCAUCUUCUGUGUAUGUGUGUGUGUGUGUGUGUGUGUGUGUGUGUGUGUGUGUGUGUGUGUGUGUGUGUGUGUGUGUGUGUGUGUGUGUGUGUGUGUGUGUGUGUGUGUAAACUUGAACCAGGUGAUGCAGGUGGUGCGUGAGCAGAUCACCCGAGCUCUGGCUAUGAAACCAUCGUCUUUGGACCAGCUGAAGAAUAAACUGCGAGGACUCAACUAUUCUGAGAUCUUGCGUCUGCGGCAGUCAGAAAGAAUGAGCCAGGAUGACUUCCAGUCUCCACCAAUCAUGUCAGUCACAUUACAGAACUUCCUUAGUACUGUUAGUUUUGAUCCGUUCAUAUCUGGGUACUUAAAGUCCUUCUUUACAGAUAUAGAAACUCCAGAUUAGGAUUGAUCCUUUUAUUGUUGGAGUUUACGAGGUCGAAAAAUCUAAACCAGCUAAGCCCCUAGGUUUACAAACAUUAGAAUCUUGUUCACAUUUGUAUGCUUGUGUGCCUGUUGCUUCAUGCUGUGUUUUUGCUGCAGUGAGCUGCGGGAGAGAAUUCAGCCUGAGAUCUUAGAGCUCAUCAAGCAACAGCGGCUGAACCGAUUGUGUGAGGGGAGUUGUUUCCGUAAACUGGGGAAUCGCCGGAGGCAAGGUAGAUGCAGUAUCAACACAAUCACUGCUUUUUUACUUCUGAGGGAGCUCACACUGGUGGUUUUGAUUAUCAGUUGAGCGCUGUGUUCCCUGCCUCUCUCUUUGCAGAGAAGUUUUGGUUCUGCAGACUCUCGCUGAAUCACAAAGUGCUGCACUAUGGAGAUCUGGAUGAGUCACCUCAGGGUGAAGUGCCUUUUGAGCUCCUAAGUGACAAGAGUAAGAAAUCCUCAAAUCUUAUUUCUUCUAGCGGUUCCUUCCCUUUUCCUAAUUACCUGUUAGCACAUGAUGACACAUUUACACGAUGGCCAUGCUGCAUCUGUCAGUGGGUUGACCUUUGAGUGAUCUAAAUGAAUAAGUUGUGGGUUUUAUAUUCCUUCUAGUCCCUGUUUCUGACAUCAAGUCUGUGGUGACCGGGAAAGACUGUCCUCAUAUGAAGGAAAAAAGUGCUCUGAAACAAAACAAGGUAAACUUAUCAUUUUCAUUGCACACCACUUUACUUUUCAUUGUUCUCUGCAACUGUGAUGAGAAACGAGGCAAUUUUCUUCUUUAUGCGUCUUUCAGGAGGUGCUGGAGUUAGCCUUUUCUGUCCUCUAUGACCCAGAUGAGACUCUUAAUUUUGUGGCACCAAACAAGUAUGAGGUAACGGAACUGUUAUUUUGUUAUGUGUACAUUUAUAUCACUGCGUCAGGUAUGAUUUAUUAGAUCAUCCAUGUGUCUGUCUAUCAAACGCUUCAAUCAAUAAGCCCAAAGACAGUUAUAAAACAACUUUUGUUGUUUUUCAAACCUGAAGUCUACUGUUUCACAAAACCCACAGUAUGUUACUUGUGUAUCGCCAACCCCUAGAUUGACAGAGUUUGUAACCAAGCAGGAUAUCUUCUCUUGUGGGAGGACCAGGCGAGUUCAAGUUUAGGUUCAGAUUUAGUACUAUGCUGAAGAAAAUUUGGUUUGCAGCAGGCAAUAAAAUAAAAGACAAAAUACAAAAACAGGACCAACAUGAUACACAAACCCACUGAGCAAUAGACAGCUAUUAGACAUCUAGUUUUAUACAGUGUCGUAUAAAUAUAGCCCAGAUUUAGGUUUAGUCUAAAUUUGGUCUAGAUUUAGAUGUCUAAAAAAUUCAUUUUCAUUUUUUGACCUUUGGUAGCCUUUUAGACCAGUCGUCAAGGCAACAUUUAGACGUCUAUGAGAUCUCUUUUAGUCCAAUAAAUGCUCAGUGGGAAGUGUCCGUCAGUCAAGUGAAGAUUAAGACACUGACUUCUGCUACUCCAAAACUAGAACGAGUCAGAGAGCAACAUAUUCAAAGCACUUCAACAUGUCAGAAAAAGGGCUUUGCAGUAGCAAAAAAAAAAAAAAAAGUCGAAAUAUGACAAAUAAAACAACCAAUAAAUGAUGAAGGUAUUCAACAUUCAACAACCAAAAACUAUAUUUUUAAAUAUCUGAAGCUCUGCAAUCUUAAAAGAAUGUAGAGCAAUCAAACCUAGAUUCACAAAAAGAAAAAUUCACAUAAGGUAACACAAGACUGAGAUGUUGUCACCUUGGUAUUUUUUUAUCUUUUCAAGUAAAUCACCCAAAAAGUCUAAAGUUGUUCUAGGAGGCAUUUAAUGUGUUGUGGUGGGACAGUUAGCUAAUGGGUUUCCAGAUUGAUUUAGACUAAAAGUGAGCAUAGAGGAGAGGAAAAAUGUCAGAUUUGUGCCAUUGCUGGCCAACAUUUAUUCAUGUUUUAUUUUCUGUUUUUGUUACUGCUAAAAGAUAACCCAAAUAGCUCCUCAAGCCUGCUUUCAGGAAUAUUCCCUGAAACACCACAAUGAACUGUACCUACCUGUUUUUAGUCUUCAUGGUUUUCAUUCAUCAAGACCUCACAAAUAGAUUUCCUCCUAUGAGCAAAUAUUAUAGCUCAAAUGAAAUUACUCAGAGUAUAUUGAGGAUUUAACACUGUCUUGUCUUUAAGAAUCUAAAAACAAGAGAACAAUGACAGCUGAAUGAAAUUCAAGGCAAGCACUUGGGUUAAAAGGGUUCAUUUGAAUUUGGUGCAGUGACAGACACAUAGUCAAACACUUGGACAACAAAUUCCUUGGUCUUCUUUUUUCAUCCUCGGACUUUUUUUGAGAUCUGAGAAAUGUUCCUUUAACCUAAAAAUUAAUCAAUACAAAAACUUUUUCCACUGGAUUGUCCAAUGUGGCCACUCUCAUUUCCAAACAACCCCAUGUUUGGAAUUGUCCUCUCAUGUGUUCUCACUUUAAGUCCAAAUCAAUCCGUACAUGUGUGUAUUUUUUCGGAACAGUACUGCAUCUGGACCGACGGGCUGUGUGCGCUGCUGGGUAGAGAGAUGGGCAGUGACCUGACACGCAGUGACCUAGAUACCCUCAUCAGUAUGGAGAUGAAGCUCCGCCUCCUCGACCUUGAGAACAUUACAAUCCCAGAAGCCCCGCCCCCUGUGCCCAAGGAGCCUAGCUCGUACAACUUCACCUACAACUACAGUUGA